Messenger RNA from Trypanosoma theileri, 1428 nucleotides. RefSeq names its product putative ruvB-like DNA helicase. Gene Ontology annotation, cellular component: Swr1 complex; NuA4 histone acetyltransferase complex; R2TP complex. The record is from RefSeq and is a predicted model, not a curated record. Gene Ontology annotation, biological process: regulation of transcription by RNA polymerase II; chromatin remodeling; box C/D snoRNP assembly. Bases 1 to 1428 code for a protein of 475 amino acids. Gene Ontology annotation, molecular function: DNA helicase activity; ATP hydrolysis activity; ATP binding. The transcript has a single exon. NCBI's taxonomy places the organism in Eukaryota, Euglenozoa, Kinetoplastea, Trypanosomatida, Trypanosomatidae.
AUGACGGAGACGACGAUCCGUACCGAUGAGGCCCGCGACCUCACGCGAGUGGAGCGCAUUGGGGCCCACUCACACAUCCGCGGCCUUGGGCUUGACGACGCCCUCGAGGCCCGCGUGACCAGCCAGGGAAUGGUCGGCCAACUCGAGGCUCGCCGCGCCGCAGGUGUGGUGGUGCAGAUGAUCCGUGAGGGAAAGAUUGCCGGUCGCUGCGUUCUUCUAGCUGGUGGACCGGGUACAGGUAAGACGGCCAUCGCAAUGGGAAUGGCACAGGCACUGGGAGCAGAGACACCAUUUACGAUGAUCGCCGGGAGUGAAAUUUUUUCGUUGGAGAUGUCCAAAACAGAGGCCCUUACGCAGGCGUUCCGACGCAGCAUAGGUGUACGAAUUAAGGAAGAGACGGAGAUGAUAGAGGGAGAGGUAGUAGAAAUUUCUGUGGAGCGACCCUCUACAAAUCCAGCAGAGGCGAAGGGACGUACCGGACAACUGGUGUUGAAGACAUCAGAUAUGGAGUCUACCUUUGAUCUUGGUGUAAAGAUGAUUGAAAGCCUUCAAAAGGAAAAAGUACAGGUAGGAGACGUUAUUACAAUUGAUAAGGCAACUGGACGCAUUAACAAGCUAGGUCGUAGCUUUGUGCGUAGCAAAGAUUAUGAUGCUAUGUCAUCUAAUACAAGGUUUGUACAAACUCCCGAGGGUGAAUUAUCUAAACGAAAGGAAGUUGUACAUACAGUGACGUUACAUGAAGUUGAUGUUAUUAACUCAAGACAACAAGGAUUUCUUGCUUUGUUUGCUGGUGAUACUGGAGAAAUUAAGCAUGAAGUACGAGAACAGAUUGAUCAACGUGUGGCUGAGUGGCGAGAAGAGGGAAAAGGAGAAAUUAUUCCUGGAGUACUCUUUAUUGAUGAGGUACAUAUGCUUGAUAUUGAAUGUUUCUCAUGGUUAAAUCGUGCACUUGAGAGUCCACUUGCACCGGUUGUUGUUAUGGCUUCUAACCGUGGUAUUUCCCGUAUUCGUGGUACACAGUAUAAGGCACCACAUGGCAUUCCUAUUGAUCUUCUUGAUCGAAUGGUAAUUAUCACUACAAAACCAUACACAGAGGCGGAACUGAGUAAAAUUAUUAAUAUUCGCUGUGAAGAGGAAGAUGUUGAGAUGGAUGAGGAUGCAAUUGCACUACUCACUAUGCUGGGAAAGAGUACAUCAUUACGGUAUGUCCUUCAACUCAUUACAACUGCAAAUCUUGUGGCACAAAAACGUCGGGCAUCUACAGUUUCUAUACAUGAUAUUAAGAAAGUUUAUUCUCUUUUUAUUGAUCUACGUCGAAGUGUUGAACUGUUACGGGAGCACGAGAAGGACUUUUUGUUUGGUGAAGCAGAUGAGGGAGUUGAGUUGUCACAUGGUUUAAAUGGCCAAAACGAAGAAGAAAAAUGUUAG